Molecule: messenger RNA, 3881 nt
Organism: Myripristis murdjan (pinecone soldierfish)
Lineage: Eukaryota; Metazoa; Chordata; Actinopteri; Holocentriformes; Holocentridae
Gene: ppp1r7
Product: protein phosphatase 1, regulatory (inhibitor) subunit 7
Exons: 10
Coding region: 66-1103 (345 amino acids)
Molecular function (GO): protein binding
Source: RefSeq, a predicted model, not a curated record
CCGAGCAUGCCAGCGGUGCUUGCCCUGGAUUGGCCAGGCGGUUGUCAGGAGUGUUUACAGGAACUAUGGCUUCCCUGUCCACUGGAGAACCUCAAGAAAUGGAAGUCGACCGGAGGGGUGAGUCUGAGGAGUCUGGUGAUGAUGAGACCCGCAGGAAGAGCAUCAAUGGUGAGGUGGACCCCAAUCAGCCCACUACCACAAGCAAGGAAGAGUCCCCUGUUGACAUGGACACCAUAACCCUGGACCCAGAGGAAGAGGAUGUUGAUCUUGUCCACUGUCGUAUUGGAAAGAUUGAAGGAUUGGAGGUGCUUCAGAAGGCUAAAACGCUCACCUUAAGACAGAAUCUCAUCAAAAAGAUAGAGAACCUUGACAGUCUGAGCUCACUGCGGGAACUGGAUCUCUAUGACAAUCAGAUCCGCAAACUGGAGAAUCUGCAGAACCUUACAGAAUUGGAGCAGCUCGAUGUGUCCUUCAACAUCCUACGGAAGGUGGAGGGUCUGGAGAACUUGACUCGUCUAAAGAAACUCUUUCUUCUUCACAACAAAAUCAGCUGCAUUGCCAACUUGGAGCACUUCACAGGCCUUGAGAUGCUGGAGCUGGGCUCCAACCGCAUCCGGGUAAUAGAGAACUUGGACACACUCACCUCUUUGCAAAGUUUGUUCCUUGGCACCAAUAAGAUAACUCAGCUUCAGCAUCUAGAGGGUUUACACAACCUGACUGUUCUUAGCAUUCAGAGUAACCGCAUUACGAAAAUUGAGGGUCUGCAGAGCCUUGUCAACCUGAGAGAGCUCUAUCUGAGCCACAAUGGCAUUGAGGUCAUUGAGGGCUUGGAGAACAAUAAAAAGCUCACAACUCUGGACAUCGCAGCCAAUCGAGUAAAGAAAAUUGAAAACAUCAGCCAUCUGACAGAGCUACAGGAGUUCUGGAUGAAUGAUAAUCAGAUAGAAAACUGGUCGGAUCUCGAUGAGCUGAAGAAUGCUAAAAGUCUGGAGACGGUCUAUCUUGAGAGGAACCCGCUGCAGAAGGACCCUCAGUACAGGCGAAAGAUCAUGCUGGCUCUGCCCAGCGUUCGCCAGAUCGAUGCUACCUUCAUCCGCUUCUGAGCUGCAGUGUCAUGUUUCGUCCGCCAACUUCACAGUGUUCUCCCUCACCACCCCGCCCGCCCUGCCUCCCCACGAAACGGACCUCAUUUUGAAACAUAUUGGCCUCACAGACACUUGCCUAUGUGCACACAAUCAUAUUUGCCCAGACACAAAUGUACAUACAUGCAUACAUUCCAACAUUAACUUCACCCAUCGCUCACGCACUUAACACGCAAACAUACAUGUACGCAUGUAUGCACUCAUACACAACUUGAUCUAUGCUAUUGUGUGAACGCUUCUUAAUUUAUUAGGCUGGAUAUGAGCUGCGGAAACAAGAUAUCAAAAGGUUAACUUUAUCCUUCCAUUUCUUCAUUUUUUUCCUCCUGCCCUUACUAGCUAUUUUUAUUUAUUUUUUUUUUGCAUGUGGAGUACAGUAUGGGAUGGAGGCUCACUCUGUCCUCAUCCCCGCAGUACCCAUUAGAAAAAUAAGACAUCAGUCUUAUUUAUCACAUCAUUAUUUAAAUUGCACUGCAGUUUACGAGAGAAAAGGGUGUCAGUCUUACUGCGUGAGGGAUUUGGUGAGUAUGAAUCCUUUGUUUUGACAGGAUGAGACUGGUCUCAUAUAGUACCGAGCACUGGGUGUAUGGAUGACGCUUCUGAAAAGAGGAGCACUGAACUCAUAAACCUCAAGAUGACUUAAAGGGAAGAAUCCAUUUUAAAACAGAAUUUACACGUGUUAACCCUUGGGAUGUUAUAUAUUUUCGCACUUGAUCUCAACACACAUUUUCUGCUCCAAACACAAUGUCCUGAGACAGGUACCAAAUGUUGCAGUCUUGAAAUAUUUCAGAUUAAAUUUCCAAUGCCAUAUUGACACCCUGCCGUUCAUUUCAUUUGAAAGCAGUUCAAUAAAGUGGCAAUUACUUACAUCGGUCUCCUUUAUGGCAAAACCUGAUGUAGCUGUUAAAACGUAAUUUCUGGUUCUGAUGUGAGGCAAGUUUUGCUGUUCAACUGGCUUGACUAGCUCGUCAGCAGAGGUUUUACAGGAUAUAAUCCCAAUUUCUGGUUGACAACAGUGACCGCUACAGUGAAAUAAAGCUCAUUUGAAUGUAAAAGCAUUUUAUGUGUCCAUAGAGUUGGUCUCCAUUUCAUAGGCAGUGAAGCCAGAGGGUUUUUUUUUUCCUUGAAAACAUUACUGAUCACAGCAUUCUCUCUCUGGUCUCAAACUUUUGUGAAACAGUUGUUCUUAUUCACCAUUAUUAGUUGAGUUUCUGAUAUAACGCUAAUGUGUAAAUUAUUUUUAAAGAUGGAUUACCAUAAAAAGAAUGAACUGCUCUCAUAGGAACUGCUAAUUGCAAUUUUAAAACAGUUGACGCUAUGCCUUUUCUUUUUACACAUUGUUUUGAAAACUAAAAUACUGAGAUGUAUUUAUGGCACUGCAGAGAUAUCUUAUGUAAUACUCCAUAAUUGGCCUUCGUAAUAAUGUUGCUUCCAUAGGAAAAUUGAUGGCAUAUAUUUGUCGGCCCUGUUUGCCAACAAGUUUUGAUUUGUUAGUUGAUCAAACCCUAAGAUGACUUAUCCCCGUGGUCUCUUGUAUAUAAUGCUUGAGUACACUUGAUUUACUCUAUUACAAUUAAAGAGAUGCAUCUUUUAUAUAAGACUCAUUUUCUGCCUCAGGACCUAAAGGUUGUACAUGAAUACCGUUCAGUGAAAUCAGAUCACAUGCGUUCAGCAAAACAGACUGAAUUUGUAGAGCGUUGUAUCGUUUAAUGCAAUGAUGGUGAAUGAAAAGUGAGAAAGUAAGAUUUUUUUGUGUGUGUGCAAUAUAUUACACUGACCAUUAUAGUUUUUUUUCCUUGCAUCUACAAUCCAUAGGCCCACAAAACCAUAAAGUAGUGGCCUGAGUUUCUAUCCCACAGUUUGCUCCUAGAGGCAAUGAUGAUACCAGUGUCACAUUUAAAGAUAGUUACUCUGAUUCUGUAUUUAUCUUAGACUGGGACUUCUGAGCUGCCACUCACUUGCUGCUUGUCCUGCUUUAUAUCCAUGGGUUUAUAUGGUAAAAUGUCUUACACCAGGGGUUUUCAAACUUGUUCAAGUUCUGGACCCCCAAGUUGACUCACAUUAGACCCUGGACACCCCACUGACAGAAAAAAACAAAAUGAAACGCAGAAAAUCAGAUUUUUUGUGUUUUAAUACUUGUAAAAGGUGCCUGAGUACAGCCUGAUUGAAAUUAAAGUGAAAUUCAACUAUUCCUCAUUUUGCUGAGGACUCCCUGUAAUACCCUGAGAGACCCCUGGGGGUCCCCGAACCCCACUUUGAAAACCUCUGGCUUAGGACCAUCGCUCAUUUGUCGAUGGUUUAUGAAUAUGGGCCAAGGGAUAUUUAUUUUUAAAUUCAAGCCAUAUGCUGGAGCUAAACGACGUGUGACAUUAUAUGCUUUAGGACCAUGAACGUGAUAUUAUAUACAUAUGCAGCAUGCAGUCAGAUUUGUCGGGUUGGAAGUGUUACACAAAUACUUUUGAAUUCUUGAUAUGACACUAGGAAGUCAGUGCCACCCCCCUCCCCACAUAAAAGUGAAACCCGAAAUCAUUGCAUGUAUUUUUUUUAGUUGUUUAUUUAUGGCAGGUUGUACGAUUUUCUUCUUGUGAAUUAAUUGAGAUGACACUUAUUUCUCCUCGAAUGAGCAUUUCUAGGUGCUAGUAAAGUGUUGAUCAGGGGCUUCAGGUUUUGGACUCGGUUGACUGUUUCUGAAAUGAAUGUACUAUACAAAUAAAUAAUAAUAAAGUGACACUACUUAAAAUA